Messenger RNA from Microtus oregoni (creeping vole), 1172 nucleotides. RefSeq names its product high affinity immunoglobulin gamma Fc receptor I-like. Gene Ontology annotation, biological process: regulation of immune response; cell surface receptor signaling pathway. The record is from RefSeq and is a predicted model, not a curated record. Gene Ontology annotation, molecular function: transmembrane signaling receptor activity. The coding region runs from base 16 to 1044 and encodes 342 amino acids. NCBI's taxonomy places the organism in Eukaryota, Metazoa, Chordata, Mammalia, Rodentia, Cricetidae. The transcript is spliced from 6 exons.
CAGCUUGGAGGUGACAUGUGGCUUCUAACGACCCUGCUCCUUUGGGUUCCAGGCGGUGGACAAGUGGUCAGUGACAGGAAGGCUGUGAUCACCUUGCAGCCUCCCUGGGUCAGCAUUUUCCAGGAGGAAAAUGUCACUUUAUGGUGUGAGGGGCCCCACCUGCCUGGAGACAGUUCCACACAGUGGCUUCUGAACAACACAGUCCUUCAGGUCUCCACGCGUAGUUACAGGAUCACGGAGGCCACUUUCAAGGACAGUGGUGAAUACAGGUGCCAGACUGGUCUCUCAAUGCCAAGUGACCCUGUACAGUUGGAAAUCCACACAGAAUUGCUGCUACUCCAGGCCUCCCACAGAGUCCUCACGGAAGGAGAACCUCUGGCCUUGCGAUGUCAUGGAUGGAAGAAUAAGCUGGUGUACAAUGUGAUUUUCUAUCAAAAUGGAAAAUCCUUUAACUUUUCUCGAGGUUCUGAGGUCAAAAUUCUGAAAACCAACCUGAGUCACAAUGGCGUCUACCACUGCUCAGGAAUGGGAAGAAACCUCCGCUUCGAGUCUGCCAGAAUGGCUGUCACUGUGAAAGAACUGUUUGCAGUUCCAGUGCUGAGAGCAUCCUUGUCUUCUCCCUUCCUGGAGGGGAGUCCGGUCACCCUGAGUUGUGAGACAAAGUUGCUUGUACAGAGUCCUGGCUUGCGGCUUUACUUCUCCUUCUACGUGGGCAGCAAGAUCCUGGAGGAUAGGAAUACAUCCUCAGAGUACCACAUACCAAGUGCCGGAAGCGAAGAUUCUGGGUUGUACUGGUGUGAGGUAGCCACAGAGGACGGCAGUGUCCUUAAGCACAGUCCUGAGCUGGAGCUUAGAACAAUUGGUCUCCCACCGUCAUCCGCCCCUGACUGGUUUCACAUCCUUUUCUCUCUGGCAAUGGGAAUAAUGCUUUUGGUGGACACAGUUCUCUGUGUGAAAAUACAUAAAAUGUUGCCAAGAAGGAAAAACUACAAUGUAGAAGUCCGUUUGGUUUCUGAUGAGGAGAAGAAAGAAACUUCCGCUUAGCAAGUUAGAAGCGAUUAUGUGUCUGAAGAAAGAGACCUUGCGAGGCGGACCACACCACAAGAGCCGCGCAGCUCAGUGGGUGACUGUGGACCUGGACAGCUGACUCCCUCCCUCCCUGUGCCAGCGCU